AUUUGCUUAGUCGACAACCUCAUGCUACCUGAUAAAAUACCCCUGAGAUGAAGGACGCACUCUCUUACCAUUACCGGACAGCCAGUACCAGGGCAACCAGACCAGAUUCUCUUCAGAACCUAUAGGGCAACAAUGGUGCUGGGUCGGGGAGGAUACAAGUUCCAAAAUUGGGCUCAGACGUACGAGUCCAGCCCCGAACUUUACUUCCAACCAACGACAGUGGAAGAAGUGAAAGAGAUCCUGGACCUGGCGCGGCAGAGGAGUAAGAGGGUGAAGGUGGUCGGGGGAGGGCACUCGCCCUCCGACAUCGCCUGCACCGAUGAUUUUAUGAUCCGAAUGGAUAAGAUGAACAAAGUCCUGAAGGUCGACAAGGAUAAGAAGCAGGUGACGGUGGAGGCCGGGAUCCACCUGACUCAGGUGAACGAGGUGCUCGCCAGGAACGGGAUGGCUUUGUCUAACAUUGGAGCCGUGUCUGAUGUCGCAGCGGGCGGAGUUAUCGGAACGGGAACCCACAAUACGGGCAUCACUCAUGGCAUACUGGCUACACAGGUUGUGGCGCUGACUAUGAUGACGGCAUCGGGCGAGAUCUUGGAGUGCUCCCCGUCAGUGAAUCCUGACGUCUUCCAAGCUGCCAGACUUCACCUGGGGUCUCUGGGGGUCAUUCUCUCCGUCACUCUGCAAUGCAAGGCGGCAUUCAACCUGCAAGAGGUCCAGUACUCCUCCACCCUGCAAGAGGUUCUUGACAAUCUUGACAGACACUUAAGUUCUUCGGAAUAUUUCCGCUUCUUCUGGUUUCCGCACUCGGACAGCGUCAGCGUCUUUUAUCAGGACCCUACAGACAAGCCUCCGUCCUCCAAGCCCAGCUGGUUUUGGGAUUAUUUUGUGGGAUAUUACUUGCUGGAGCUCCUCCUCUGGAUCAGCACUUUUAUUCCACGUCUGGUCCCAGGGAUAAAUCGUUUUUUCUUCUGGUUGCUCUUCGCGGGCAGACGCGAUCGUGUGGACAUCAGCUACAAAGUCUUCAAUUUCGACUGCCUGUUUAAGCAGCACGUGCAGGACUGGGCCAUUCCCAUAGAUAAAACUAAGGAGGGUUUAAUGCAGCUGAAAUCCUGGCUGGAGAGGAACCCCCAAGUGGUGGCGCAUUUCCCAGUUGAAGUUCGAUUCGCCAAAGGUGAUGACAUUCUGAUGAGUCCGUGCUACCAACAAGACAGCUGCUACAUGAACAUCAUCAUUUACAGGCCGUAUGGAAAAGACGUUCCGCACCAAGACUACUGGUCAGAGUAUGAGAAGAUUAUGAAGCGAGUGGGAGGACGACCUCACUGGGCUAAGGCCCAUACUUGCACUCGUAAAGACUUUGAGAAGAUGUAUCCAGCAUUUGGGAAAUUCAAAAACAUCAGAGAAAAGCUCGACCCAACAGGAAUGUUCCUCAAUGCAUAUCUAGAGAAGGUCUUUUACUGAGAAGGACGCGGUGGUCGAUAAGAUGUCUUCAUGUCAGUUCCUAUAGUUUAUUUCUUAGUGCAAGAACAUGGCGGAUUGUCGUUCUUCUCAAAAAAUUAUAGACUUUGGUGGAAGCUUGCUGAAGAAAGUUCCUCCCAUUUAUACCCACUAAGGUCCAUCCCAAGGACCUGUCAUCAUAGUCCAUCCCAGUACCCCUCACUGGGGUCCAUCCCAGUACCCCUCACUGGGGUCCA
Molecule: messenger RNA, 1688 nt
Organism: Hyla sarda
Lineage: Eukaryota; Metazoa; Chordata; Amphibia; Anura; Hylidae
Product: L-gulonolactone oxidase-like
Exons: 12
Coding region: 133-1455 (440 amino acids)
Cellular component (GO): membrane
Molecular function (GO): FAD binding; D-arabinono-1,4-lactone oxidase activity
Source: RefSeq, a predicted model, not a curated record